Messenger RNA from Blastomyces dermatitidis ER-3, 4260 nucleotides. RefSeq names its product fibronectin type III domain-containing protein. Gene Ontology annotation, molecular function: protein binding. The transcript is spliced from 5 exons. Bases 714 to 4052 code for a protein of 1112 amino acids. NCBI's taxonomy places the organism in Eukaryota, Fungi, Ascomycota, Eurotiomycetes, Onygenales, Ajellomycetaceae. The record is from RefSeq and is a predicted model, not a curated record.
AGGCCCUGCCGGUGAGACUUAUUUUAUGAGUCAGCUGCUGCAGCAUACGGGAGUGAAUAACUGUUUAUUAUGGUGGUUUUUUUCUUCAUGUACCACAGAACUACUCCGUAUGCUAUCCUCUAUCAGCUUCUAAUGUCCCAGAAUACCAGAAAAUGUUACGGGGAAUUCAAGAUUACCCUGUACACAUGGUCCUGCUUCGAGGUUAGAGCAAGCUAGCCCGUUCGCUCAUACAAUACAUGGGUAAAGCUGGAUAAUGAUGCAGUCGGGAUAUUUGGUGGCUUCAUCGGGAUGGAACCCCGCAACAAUUCCUAAGUUGAAUUGGCAUCCUUACAUAUCCUUCGCGGACAAGGAACUCAACAGCUUAUGCCCGAAUGGACAGGAUAUAUACUAGUGGUAGAAACGGCCCAUCUACUCUGGAUAUUGUUACAAUAAGAUAAUUUAGCCAAGCUAUGCUGCCGUGUUGAGAAAGGCAGUGGCAGCGGAGUCAAGCAGCACGUGUACUUCCUCUGGGAAGUACUGUUGGAGACAAGAACAAGAACAAUAGCAUUCGGAGCUUUGUUAAUCCUGUUCCGGACACCUCGCCAGCGGCAAAGAGCCUCCAAGAACAAACCAAGCUCGGUGACGAAGCUCAGACAGUUGAGCCCGAUGUCAAUUCGCCAGCUGAAGCCGCAGACGAAUAUCGCGGUCUUGCGGACGGGCCAUGGGUAGUGGCAAUGUAUAAUAAACCACUACUUCUUAUGCAUAUCUACCCUGGCUUCGCUCCGAUUUUGAGAAUUCGCGGUACAAUGGCUCUCCUCGUCGCAGCCGCGAUUCUAUGGGCCUUGAUAUGGCUUCUAUAUCGUGCAUAUCAGGUCUGCCAAACGCCAAACGAUAUUCUGGUUGAGAAGUUGGGCUUGGAUAUCCCACCUGCUCCCGAUGUCACUCUGGAAGAGAUCAGCUCGACUAUGAUUCGCAUUGCCUGGAAACAUCCUGAUAUACACCAUUCUAUUCACAAGCACCUCAUUCAGGUUAAUGGCGUCAAAGUUGGCGAAACAAAACGUUCAGAAACAGCAGUAACCAUAUCCAAUCUCUCCCCGGGCCAUAUAUAUCAUGUCUGCGUCUCCGCAGUUAGCGCUGCCAAUUUCCACACAUCAAGUUCCCUCCUUCACGUCCGUACGAAGUCUCUAUCAAUUUCCGAUACUCGGGAGGACGAUGUGGAUGGCGGCCCACCCAUUGUUCGAGCUUACAUUUCCAGACCUCCUGCCCCUUCACCUUCGCCAUCUGCACCGCUAAUGUGUCGAGAGCAGAGUGGUGGGCCACUUCAGGGGAAACGCUUCUCGGGAAAUAGAAAAUCACUCCCUUCUUCAAUUGCAGCACCAGACACUACCACCCACGCAGGCGCCGAGGGCAGCCAAAGGACCGGCAGUGUUGAUGAAUCCGACGAAAAUCUUGCGCGUUUAGCAGAAAGGCUCAAGGACUUGCAGCAGGAGAAUGAAACUUUGGAAAAGCAGCUUUGCAUGGAGGAGAAAGAACAUGAGCUCUUGCUACGGGAGUUAGAGGAACAGCGGAAUGAACUAAGACAGCGUGUGAAGGAGAAGGAUGAAGCCAGUGGAGACCUUAGAAAACACGUUAGCAGGCUGGAAAGUAUCAAUCGCACAGUACAAAGCGAGAAAAGCAAAAAGGAAAGACUGCUGCAGCAAAAGGAAGCGGAGCGCCAAAAACGCAAGGAAGAUAUCGUCCGAUGGAAUGAACUACUGGUGGCGAUGCACGGGAAAAUAUCUCGUGCCAAGGAAGAAAAGGCGCAAAUUGAGUCGGAGGCUGCGAACCAGGUCAACGAGUAUCGCAACAAGAUCACGAGUGAACAGGCUGAAAUGAAGUCUUUGGAUGAAGAUAUCAAAGUGAAAGGGAGCCGUAUCAAGGAGAUGGAAGAGGAAAGACGUCGGUUAGAGGGCGACGACACUGAUGAUGGGAAAGAGCUUGAUCGCUUGGAGAAGGAGAGAGACCACGCCUGGGAGGUCAAAUUGGGAAAUCUAAGGGCGCAAUAUGCCUCCCUCAUCAACACCCACUCGCAGGCCCAGCAACAAUAUCAGGACGCUCAAGAACGUCUUAGAUGGAUUACCUCCCAGCGAUCCAAUGCCACGCCUCCGUUCGUGGCUGUUCCUUCACUAGAUCUAGAACUGGCCCACAGAGCUAGCUUCAAUCGUCGCACUCGUCAUCGUGGCUCCCUCGUGAGCAACGUUUCGUCUCCCGUGAGCUAUCCUGUCAUGGACACCUCGUUCACUAAUGCUGCACCAAAUUACAACGCCGCUGGGAGUGGCUCGCCAACUUUUCCUCCCGGUCCUGCAUUUUUCAACAUUAAUAAUGGGAUGACUAUCCCGGACCCCUCCGACCAGACCGUUGUCAACCGCGCGGAUACGGAUGUAUUAGCAGGCAAUCUUCCUAUGAGUCCGCGGGCAGAUUCUCUCUUACCCUCAAACCUUCUUGGUGACGAGGAGCAUGCAUCAGCAUCUCACCCUUCCGGCAUUACCACUCAAUUUCCUAAAUCGGGUGCCUUCGACAAUCUUCUUCCCAACUCUCCCUCACCUAUAUCUUCUGGGAGCCGCCCUGCGAGCCUAUUUACAAGCCCACGUGAAAGCUUAAACAACCUACAUGAGAGUGGGCACAAUUCAAUGGCCAUGCCAACCUUGCCAACCCCACAAGAGCCUCCAGAUAGUGUUCAAAGCGCUUCUCGUCGGCUAUCGGGGCUCUUUAAUUUCCAUCGCCAACGGGGCAAGACCAUGGUGGAUAGACCGCCUUUGCUUGGGACUCUCAAACCUGGCCAGAGCCAAUCUUUCCCACGAAACUUCGAUGAUGGCCUUGAUCCGAUAGGUACAAGACGACGCCGUCUUAGCUAUACGGGAAACUGGGCCAAUCCCGUCACAAAUUUAUUUCCCCGCAGUGCGACCACCAAUGUCACCAGUGACAGUUCCUCAGACAGGCUACCUGCCAGUCGUAGAGUUAUGUUCCCUAACAUCUUCAGUUCUGGGAGGUUGACUUCUGCGAUGUCCAGCGCCUUGGAGAAAUCAGCGAUAGAUCGUGGCGAUGCAGGUACUGGGUACAACCAAUUCAGUCCCCGGCAUGACCCUAUAGAUCCGUCCAUCCUCGGAACCGUUCGUCGGGGAUCCCUGUCUCCGAGACCAGCGUCCACAUACUCGUUUGAAAAUCAUCAACUCCCACGUCCUGCUGCGGAUAACCAACCAUUCGGAUGGCCAGCCACCGACAAAGCGGGACAUAGAAAUAGCCCACUUGGACUCGACUGGGUGUCUCCUGUAGCCUGGUCCCGCAGCCAGUCACGGCGCCCGUCAGUCCAGUUUGGGUCAUCAAGCAAUCUGCAACUAGGCUUGGCGUCUGGUGAUGUAGAUUUUCUUGAAACCCCGUACGAGCAGCAACGCCCAGUGCAAGCCCCCAUUGGGACCCGGCCACCGUCCUCUCAUCGACCAAUAACGCCGAAACUCAACCCGACAGCACCUUCGUUCAAGACCCUUUUUGGCAAAAAAUCUGAGAAAGGUAAGAAUAAAGAAGCGGAAUCCUCAAAGCCACGAGACCAGGAGCCCAAUCUUGAAGACGGCUCACCGCCUGAAUCACGCCGGUCAAAAGAUUCCCGCUCCAUCCGCACCUCCACCGCAGAGUCCUAUGAGUCCCUGGAACGAACCUCAUCAGGCACACCUUCAGAAAUAGUAAACCUAAAAGAAUCAUUUAUCCAAAAAAUCACACGCAAGAGCAGCUCCAGCAAGUUCAACAUCUCCUGGAAAGAUCGAGCUGGGCUGUUCUCGAAGAAAGGCGGUGGCGACCUGUCUUCUUCCCUUCCGGCCGCCCAAGGCGACAAUAUCGACGACGAUGCCGUGGCGGCGGAAUCCCUGCUCGGUAAAAGUAUUGAUAGCUUAGCAUCCAGCGUGCCGUCGGCGGACAAGUCGAUUAAGAGCAGCAGUCUGGGAUUCGGUUUCAUGCGGAAAUCUAAGAAGGAAAAGAUCACUGGUGACUUUAGUGAGAAGGCCAGUGAGACUGGCGAUGAGGAUGUUUCUGAAGAUGUCUGAUCGGAUUCUGGGUAUCGCGUUGUGAUAUAUUUAUGUUGGGCCUUUGGAGGAGUUGGUAUAUACAUACUUUACUUGGGGAUUCCAAUAUCUUGGAUGGUGUUAAACUAGUAGGCAUGGUAGCUUUAAAAACUAUUAUUAUUAGAAAUCUGAUACAAUAAAGUUAUUCAAUAGGAGUAGAUGAAACUUGUACUUUAAGAAUCACAUAUCC